UUUGUAGUGAACAUUUCAGUGUGACUUCCGGCGGAAGUAAACAACAAGCCGCUAGCUGCGUUAGCUUCCAGACUUCCUUCUGUUUUAUCGUCGGUUAGCAGACGGUUUUUGUGUGUGAGCUGAAUGUAUCUGCGGCAACAAAACCUCCUUUUCAUCUUCAGAAAGAGACAAAAUAUUGAGAAAUAUUUAACAACCUGGUCCAUCGAUCAUCAGCUCAGACUGCUGGAUACCAGCUGGAAGGCCUUCUUCAGCAUCAUGUCUGUUACUACAUGGGAGGUUGAUGUUGAUCAGCUUCUUGUAACUGAAAGGAAGACCUUAGUUGUUGAGAAAAAGAUCAACAUUAGAGAAAUAAAGGAACAGGAGGAAGCAGAAACGCAGCAAGUGACCCAAACAAAAGAGGAACCAGAACCUCAACCAGUCAAAGAAGAACAAGUUGAACAGUGGAAUGAAGGGCAGGUUUUAGUGAAGCAGGAGACUAACACCACUAUGGUGACACCUGGUGACAAUGAACCAGAACUGCAGCAGAUGAUUGAGACAAAAGAGGAGCCAGAACCUGUGCAGAUUAAAGAAGAACCACCAGAACGGGUUCAGAUUAAAGAAGAACAGGAGGAUAUCUGCAGUGAUCCAGAUGAAGAAGAGCUUGUAAUGAAGCGCGAAACCAAGACUUUUAUAAUAACCUCAACUCGUGAGCAUAAAGACAGUAGUGAACCAGUACUAAACAAAGACCAGCUGCUCUCUGAACACCACACUGAAUAUGAAGGCCAGGAAGACUCAGGAUCCAGUAGAGAUGAAGACCUGAGGACAGAGAGGAGACCACAGGACACCAGAAAUCACAGAGACAAUAUGGACAAUUCAGAACCAAAAACGCAAAACACUAAUUUGUCCUCUUGUAAAUUAUGUGGUAAAUACUUCACUAAGCGAAAGUACUUGACAGACCACAUGAGAACUCACACAGGGGAGAAGCCAUAUACUUGUAAAUUGUGUGGUAAAUCUUUUACUAACCACAGUAAUAGAGCUAAACAUCUGAGAACUCACACAGACGAGAAACCACAUCCCUGUGAACUGUGUGACAAAUCUUUUAGACAGCCGAAUGAGUUGGCUCGUCACUUUAGAACUCACACUGGUGAGAAACCUUUCUCUUGUCUGACUUGUGGAAAAGAUUUCACCAAACAGUCUAACUUGACGGUGCACUUAAGAUCUCACACAGGUGAGAAGCCAUAUUCAUGUAACUUUUGUGGUAACACUUUCAGAUAUGGCGGUCAGUUGACUAUUCAUGCAAGAACCCACACAGGCGAGAAACCUUUCUCGUGUCUGACUUGUGGAAGAGCUUUCACCAAGCAAAGCGCCUUAACUGAGCACAUGAGAACCCAUACAGGAGAGAAGCCGUAUCCCUGUAAGUUGUGUGAUAAGUCUUUUAGAAAAAGUAGUGCUUUGACUUAUCACAGGAGAACACAUACAAGUGAGAGGUCAUGAAUUAUGAGAUAUACUUUUUAUAGGAAUCAGUUAUUUAGUUAAAAACUAACUUUUUAACUAAAUGGGUCGAAACCAACAAGAAAGGGACAUUUUCCUUUUUGUAAAGUAAAACCUUUUGUAUUAAUAAAACAUACAACAGGCGAAAAGACGUAUCCUUGUGAAGUCUUUAUAUAAAGUUGCAGUGCCAUCUACUGGAAAAAUAAAAAAUAGCAUAAAACAUGCUGAAUUUUGACAAGUUUGGACAAAUAUUUGAAAUUUAGCAUCAUGGGGGAGGUAGGAAAAUCCUCAUCCUCUCUAGGGUUUCCAAAAAUAACCUUCUUUAGCCAAUAAGGCAAACAGUAAAGUGUCAGUUGGAGGUACUUUUCCUAUGAGGCAGACAUAUAAGCUAAUGCUACGACACUUAUAUCUGAGAGGAACUUUAAAUGGUCAGUAACACAUG
This is a messenger RNA of Gambusia affinis (western mosquitofish), 1912 nucleotides long. RefSeq names its product zinc finger and SCAN domain-containing protein 2-like. NCBI's taxonomy places the organism in Eukaryota, Metazoa, Chordata, Actinopteri, Cyprinodontiformes, Poeciliidae. Gene Ontology annotation, cellular component: nucleus. The coding region runs from base 124 to 1473 and encodes 449 amino acids. Gene Ontology annotation, molecular function: RNA polymerase II cis-regulatory region sequence-specific DNA binding; DNA-binding transcription factor activity, RNA polymerase II-specific. Gene Ontology annotation, biological process: regulation of transcription by RNA polymerase II. The transcript has 2 exons. The record is from RefSeq and is a predicted model, not a curated record.